GCUAAAUCUAAACAAUUAUUGAAAUAAAUACAGUAUUAUUAAUAAAUAAACAAAUCUUUUAAUACAGUUGUGUGUCCUUAAUAUAAUGAUAAUUUCAGUUAGUAUUCUUAAAUAGGUUAUAAAUAUAAAUCUAGAUCAUGUCUUAUAUAAUGAUUUAUGUAAUGGGAAUGUGCAAGGCUGGCACGUUGCCAUUAUUUCCAUUUAAAGAGGAAUGACAUUUUAAAGUCUCUUGGAGGGAUACUGUACAUGCAAUUAGCUGAAAUUACUCUUUAACCAAUUGUUCAUUUUCUGGAGAAUCUAAAAGCAAUGGCAUGUUUUGGGUAGGCCAGGCUCUAUAAUCAAUAGCAACUAUCUCAGCUGUGCAUACAGUAUGUGCUUGGCUCAGCAUGGGCGACAACAAACUGCAGCUGUUGUUGGAGCUUCUGGUGCUUUUAAUGGGCUGCUGAAAAGGCAAGUGGGCAAGUAGUUCAAGUAUUAUAUUAACACGAUGACAUGUGCAUUUAAAAAGGUUUUGUGUUAUUGAAGGGUUGCUGUCUGGACACUAUUAGUGUUCUGGUGCUCGCUAGUCUAAUGCUGCAACUCAUUUUGUUCAAGGAUUCAUGUUAUUGUCUUAUAUUUAUUUAAUUUAUUUAACUCACUGGACUCUAACUAACUAUUAAAUUAUAAGAGAAAGAACAUUAAGCUUGAUGGAUUGUUUUGGCAAGCUUUUUAUAUGCAUGCAUACAUACAUGCACAUAAAGAAAGGCUGACAAAAUGUCUAACAUGUUUUCUUCAAACACUGUACAAAACAAUGCACCAAGUCUUUUUUUUAUUCUGUUCAGAGUAGGCCUCAAUGUCAGGAUACCCUAGCGUCAGCAUUUACACUGAGGGGUAUACUGAACCGGCAAACAGGUGUCUUGUACUAGCUGAUCUAUGUUCUCUGCCUCUCAUAUUUCCUUUGACGCUUUUUCUUUUUUUUAAAUCUAUAUGUGCUGGAUGGGUAUCAGGUUCAGUUAUGUCUAACAUAAGCAGGUUAUUCCUGUUCUUAAUUCUUACACUCAAUAAGUGAAUUAGUAGAAAUAGUUGCAUGCUAAUUAAUUUAACUAAAGAAUGGAAUGUAGAAUAUUGAAAAACAACAACAACAACCAUACAUUUACCCUACUGAGAAAAUGUGGUUUAAAAUUGCUGCAGUGUAAAUUGAUCGGUGAGCAACAAACACAGAAAUUGCUGUAUCAGAGAAACAGUGUAUAGGCUGGACUAGAUGGCCCAUUUUACUACAUAUUAUUUUGCAACAGCCUAAAAUUCAAAACAAACAACAAAUCAAAUAUAAUGGGUGAUCAUAAUUCUGGUUGGCUGCAAUUGCAUCAGCAUGUUUAUGCAGUGCUCCCCUGGAAAUAUCCAUGCAUGUGGCUCACAGCUGGCAUGGCUGAACGUGUCAAUGAGUUGAUCUUUCCCAACAGCAAAGGCUUUCGCUAAAGUGCUGAUCACUGCCAGAAAGAUGUUGCACUCCCCCAUGUCAAGCAAGUAUAGCUGCGCUCUGACUCCUCCUAUGGUAUCUUAAACGUCCACCAUGAAGAGGAAGUGGAUUAACUGCACUCUUUGAAUUCACAAUUGGUGGACUUGGUGCUGCCAAGCAAUUGCAAACGUAGAUCACACAGACCUUUCAAUUUGUUAACAAAGGUUGAUGCACUAAAUUAUACUCUAGAAAUCAUCUGCAAUGGAUAAUAUGAAUGAGCUGUGGAAUUCAACAGCUUUUACAGAAAAUGUCUACAUCUCAAAACGAAGUAUUAGAAAGAUUCUCAUCAGCAAGAGGCAUUAUCUGCCUGUGGAGAGUAACAUUUCUGACACUGUGAAAAUGAACUAUAAUCUACCCAGGGAAGAGGACAUCUGUACUUCGACCAGUCGCAAUGAAAGAAAAACUAAAAAAAUACGAAUCCAAGAGAAUUCAGGGACUCAAGCUACAUGCCACUUUCCUCAGAAAUGUUCUGAACAAUCCCAUGAAGAGGAUAGAGAAGUUGAUAUAACUGAUGUGAAGGCUGAGCCUGGAUCUGAUUCCCGACUGAAUCAUGAGCACUUGGAAGCAACCAGCAUCACCAACGUAAAAGUGAAACAGGAGGUGGAUAUAACUGUGCCAUGUGAACUGGCAGCGAUUCCAAGAGAUCAGCAGGGGACUGUGGGGGAUAAAUGCGAGACUGAGGGAAAGGAAGCAGGUUCUUCUCAGAAGCAGGUUUUAAAAAAUAAUUUGGUCUUUGCAGGCAUGAAGAAGCGAGGGAUAGAGGGAGACAUGGAAAACCGCCCGUACAAGUGCCCAUACUGCAGCUGGGCUUUCAAAAAGUCCAGCAACCUGUUGAGCCAUAUCAACACUCACCAGGGUCUUAAACCACACGUUUGUGACCUGUGUGGGAAGGCCUACUCGCACCAAGGAACUCUUCAGCAGCACAAGCGGCUCCACACGGGCGAACGACCGUACCAAUGCCCAUUUUGUGAGAAAAGCUACAUUUGGUCCUCUGACUUCCACAAACACAUCCGAACGCACACCGGAGAGAAGCCGUACAACUGUGAGGAAUGUGGCAAGGAUUUUGUGCGUUCCUCAGACCUGCGGAAGCACGAGCGCAACAUGCACACCAACAACAAGCCUUUCCUCUGCAAGCAGUGCGGCCAAACCUUCAACAAACCCCUGUCUCUUCUCCGUCACGAGCGCACGCAUUUGGGUGAGAGGCCCUUUGUUUGCCCGGAGUGUGGGAAAGCAUUUGCCCUGGCCAGUCGCAUGACAGAGCACAGGAAAAUCCACAGCGGCGUGCGUCCCUACACCUGCUCCAUUUGCUCCAAAGCAUUCACCAAGUCCUCCAACCUCGCUGAACAUCUCACAGUUCACAGCGGAGUGCGGCCGCACAAGUGCUCAGAGUGUGGGGUGGCAUUCGCUACGGCGUCCCGGCUAGUGCGACACCAGCGUAUUCACGCAGCUGUGCGCUCCAAUCACUGCCAAAGCUGCGAUCUGUCAUUCAGCCACCCUGCAGCACUCAGGAAGCAUCAGAAGCAGCAUGGAGAGGGUACAAUCUUUGUAUGUGGGCAGUGCAGUAAGUCUUUCCCCCAGGAUUCCCUGCUUACAGAACACAUGCAAAGCCAUGCAGAUGCUGCGAUUCAUAUUACUUAAAUCUACCCAUUUUGCACUGAAGUAACUGCAACAGGAUAGCAAGUAAGGCUAGUUAUUUUAUCUAUCUAUCUAUCUAUCUAUCUAUCUAUCUAUCUAUCUAUCUAUCUAUCUAUCUAUCUAUCUAUCUAUCUAUCUAUCAGAAUUCAGCCUUAACAACAGUUAUAGCUAGAAUAAAAAACUAGUGUUACCUGCAGGG
This is a messenger RNA of Carassius auratus (goldfish), 3329 nucleotides long. RefSeq names its product zinc finger protein 648. The transcript has 2 exons. NCBI's taxonomy places the organism in Eukaryota, Metazoa, Chordata, Actinopteri, Cypriniformes, Cyprinidae. Gene Ontology annotation, biological process: embryo development; regulation of transcription by RNA polymerase II. Gene Ontology annotation, molecular function: RNA polymerase II transcription regulatory region sequence-specific DNA binding; DNA-binding transcription factor activity, RNA polymerase II-specific. The record is from RefSeq and is a predicted model, not a curated record. Bases 1697 to 3133 code for a protein of 478 amino acids. Gene Ontology annotation, cellular component: nucleus.